Molecule: messenger RNA, 2714 nt
Organism: Scylla paramamosain (green mud crab)
Lineage: Eukaryota; Metazoa; Arthropoda; Malacostraca; Decapoda; Portunidae
Product: glutamate receptor ionotropic, delta-2-like
Exons: 8
Coding region: 593-1531 (312 amino acids)
Cellular component (GO): membrane
Molecular function (GO): ligand-gated monoatomic ion channel activity
Source: RefSeq, a predicted model, not a curated record
ACACACACACACACACACACACUGAAAUGCAUUCCUAAAACCACCAGUGAAUGGGUUGUAGAGUGUCGCUGUCAGGGGUCGCCAGAGGACGAGACCUGACAGCUGUGACAUAACUUCUUAUAGUCAACUGAACACAGCGGUCAAUUUUGUGUGGGCGAGCUGCGUCAUACUCAAGGGAUGUUAAUUAACAGUGGGUAGAACGGUAUUCAGUUAUAUUUGCGUGUUUUUACCUGACAGGAUUUAGUGUUACACAGAAGCAUCAUAUUUCUGCGUCCAUCUUAGCAAUCAAACGAUAUGGAAAGAGGUGUGCUCACGGGAGGCAGCUGAUAGACCUUAACAAUUAAGUCAUUGACAGUGUGGGUCGAUGUAAAUGAAGCCUCUUCUAAAUAAGCGAUACCUCGUGUACUACUAAGUGAACUAAUGAAUCCAGAAGGGGACCGCCACCCAGUGAUACGUGGCAAAUCAUGAUGUGGUGGACUUGAGUGAUUAAACUAACGUAAUGUAAUUUGUCUCAUAUAUAUUAUUAAACGUGCGUGUAUGCUCCUGUGUUUAGCGGCUCCGUUCCCUGCAGCACCGCCACACAAAACACGGCAUGGCUCGGCCACUACCUGAUGUGUUGGGGAAGCCCGAAGUGGUCAACAGCCUGACGCAGGAUCCAGCCACCUUCAGGUUUCCCGAUGGGGCGCUGGCCACAGUGGCGGCCGUGCACUGGCAGCCACAUAUUGUCGUGACCCCGGACGCCAAGGGCAAGCUGGUGGUGUCGGGGCCAAUGGGCAAUGUUCUCAGUGUUCUCGCGGAGACACUCAACUUCACGUACAACGUGGUGUCACCGGCGGACAGAGCGUGGGGCGGCGAGCAGCCCGAUGGCAACUGGACGGGAAUGGUGGGCCAAGUGAGCCGCAAAGAAGUCGACCUCGCCCUGGGGCCAUUUGGAAUCACUUAUAACAGGACAAAAGCUGUGGACUUUACUGAGUCUCUUUUCUUCGACGCUCGGAGUAUUUUGUCGAGGAAGGGCACUCCGGAAAUCGAUCCAUGGGGCUUCCUGUACCCGCUGACAGGAUCGGUGUGGGCGGCGGUGGCGGCGGGCCUGGCGGUGGUGUGGCUGGUCAUGCUGGUGGUGGGUCGACGUCCAGGAGGAGUCGUUUCUGUGAGCUGGGCUGCAGAGGUGUUUCUGCAGAACGUACGAGUCUUCUUUAAUCAAGGUCUGACGGGCGUUGUGCUUGGACAAGGCGGAGUAUUAAUGUUGGGGUCGUGGGUGGUGGUGGCGGCCGUGGUAUUCUGGAGCUACACGGGCACCCUUACCUCCCUGCUGGCUGUGCGGCACAUUCCACAGCCCAUUCAGACACUCAGGGACCUGCUUGACGAUAGUGCUGUGUCUGUUAUCAUGCUUCCCAUGACUAUUGUCACAGACACCAUAUCGGUGAGAUUAUUUCCUGUGAAUGAAACUUGUCACUUUUCUCGAGUAGUUUUUAGUGCAUUGGCUGCAUUUUCACUGAAUAAUCUCCAUUUGCUAAGAUACAACAUAGCAUGAUGUAAUAUCACCAUGCUUUCCAUGGAGGUGUGAUAGCCUAUCGAUUGUAAGUGUCCUCCGUCGCGUAUUCUGGAAGUGAUGUUCUCUUUGUAUCACCUACAGAAAAUGAAAUCUGGAGAGCUGCGAGAACUUCAUGAAUUGAAUUUUGUGGAUCGUGUCAGGUACGAGCGAACCUCAGCCUUUCGUGAAAUGCUUGAAACAGUGGUGCGAUACGAGGGCUACUCCAUCCUAGACACCAGCUUGACCCUCGAUCUCUUGAUUGCCGGCGACUUUCUUAAAACAAACAGAUGUGAUUUCUACAAGGGAAGGCAAACUUUCUUCACCACCACUCAUUGUAUGAUAAGCCAAAAAGGCACCCCACUCCUGCAGGCUUUCAACCACAGGGUCCGCUCAAUGGUGGAAUCUGGUCUCUACAUGCACUGGUUGACGAACGCUAUCCCGGCCGUCACCACUUGCCGCUUCUCGCCUUCCAUCAUUCUGGUUCAGGAGCCACUUUCUUUCGCUAACCUCUGGGGGCUGUUCGCUGUAAUCGGUGCGGGCCAUCUUCUGGCUGCCUUGGUCUUCUGCAUGGAGAUUUGUAUUUCCCAGAAAACAAAAAACGAACCAUGAAAGCGACAGGCAUCCUCUGACUCCGCUCCCUGCUCUCUCUACACAGCAACAGUAAUUGCGAAUUCUUUAAACACCAUUUUCAUCGUGAUUUAUAUAUAAUUUACUUAUUGUUCUUCUUCAUUUAGACAUGCAACGCUUGUCACUGAAUUUUUCGUAUAAUUAUUUAAUGGAAAUGAAUAAUUGCAUCGGCAAAUCAGUCCAUUCGGAUUAUAAAUUUACGUUUGUUUGCUUUAAAAAGACUGUAACAAAUAACAUGCUCGAUUUUACAUUGAAUCAUUGGCCCUUAUAAUUGUGUCAUAGUUGAUAUCUCUCUUGAAACCAAAUCUGCCCUGUUUGUCUGAUUGUGAAUAACUGUUUAGCUCUAAAGGUCCUGCUCACUAUACCUCAUGAUUUGUAUGUAAGCAUUGCAUAUCUCGAGAUUGUAUUGCCUUUUAUGAAGACACACACACACACACACACACACACACACACACACACACACACACACACACACACACACACACACACACACACACACACAAGCAUCAGGAAGGGUAAUCUAUUAAAGAUUCUGAUACGCUUGGUUGUACUUUAG